This is a messenger RNA of Closterium sp. NIES-65, 1050 nucleotides long. The record is from the annotation of a GenBank genome assembly. NCBI's taxonomy places the organism in Eukaryota, Viridiplantae, Streptophyta, Zygnematophyceae, Desmidiales, Closteriaceae.
AUGGCUAGCCUUAAUGUCCUUACCUUCGAUGAUGAGGGUCGAGCGGUCGAUUUUGAGGUCUCGGUCGAUGACCUGCAAAUAUUUCUGCAGAGCGAUAACGAAGACGGAGUCUCGCUUUUUGAUCUCGCGUCUGGCACCUCUGCUGCACCUGCUGCCAACGCUGACAGUGCUGUUCGCUCGCAGUGGACCACGCACGAUGCUGCUGCCCGUCUUGCUAUUCGCAGUCCCCUGCCGUCUGCUGAGCGCACGCACUUUAGCCAGUACAAGACCGCUAUGACUCUGUAUGACGCUAUUGUUGCGCGCUACUCCUCCCCUGCCACUGCUGCCCUUAGUCGCCUCAUGCUGCCGUACCUAUUCUCUGACCUAGCUGCUUUUGCCACAGUCGCUGACCUCAUUACGCACCUCCGCACUAGUGACACCCGCUACCGCGCUGCGCUUCCUGCCAAGUUCUGCGCCAAGAACCCCCCCCCCCCCCCUAUAUACAUCACUCUCUACUACCUCGUCACCCGGCUCCCUGACUCGCUUCGCUCGGUCAAAGACCACUUCCUCUCCCUUUGCCCCACCACGCUCACCGUUGACCUCCUCGAAGAGCGCCUCCUUGCAGCAGAGAAGAGUAUAGUUGCUGUAGGAGCCUCUCGUGGUGACUCUCGUGCCCCUUUCUUUGAGGGCACCGAGUCGGUUGGCGCUGCGUCUGCUCCCAGUGGGAGGCACCGCAGCGGCAGGAGCAAGAGGGGCAAGACUGCUGGAGGGGAUGGCGGGGGCGGCGGUGGUGGCGGUGGAGGCGGCGGAGGGGGUGGCGGUUUAGGUGGGGGUGGUGGCAGGAGUGGGGGCUUUGGUAGCGGUGGUGGAGGAGGAGGCGGCGCAGGCGGCGGCAGUGGGGGUGGAGGUGGCGGAGGCGGCGGCAGCGGUGGGGGUGGCGGCGGCGAUGGUGCUGGUUGGGGUGGCACUGGGCAGCGGGGAGGCUUUGGCAGUGGUCAGCGCCAGCAGCAGCAGCGCCCUCCUGAGACCCUGUCGCCCCAGCAGCUUCGUAAGUGGUAUGUGUUGGUGUAA